Messenger RNA from Carcharodon carcharias (great white shark), 3435 nucleotides. It is a transcript of the gene mynn, whose product is annotated as myoneurin. The record is from RefSeq and is a predicted model, not a curated record. Gene Ontology annotation, biological process: regulation of transcription by RNA polymerase II. The transcript is spliced from 8 exons. Gene Ontology annotation, cellular component: nucleus. Gene Ontology annotation, molecular function: RNA polymerase II cis-regulatory region sequence-specific DNA binding; DNA-binding transcription factor activity, RNA polymerase II-specific; protein binding. The coding region runs from base 107 to 1993 and encodes 628 amino acids. NCBI's taxonomy places the organism in Eukaryota, Metazoa, Chordata, Chondrichthyes, Lamniformes, Lamnidae.
CCGGGAGCACGUGACCGGAGGUGACGGCAUCGCGAUGGCGGCUCGGAGCCCGGAGCAAAAAAUAUAAAAAACCGUUGAGAGGCAGAGCCACUCUUCCAGCAACACAAUGCAGCAGGUUCAUCACUGCAAGCAGCUGCUUGACCAACUCCAUCAGCAGCGCCUCGAGGGCUUUUUGUGUGAUUGCACUGUUGUAAUUGGUCAGUUGCAAUUCAGAGCUCACCGCAAUGUUUUAGCUGCAUUCAGUGACUAUUUCCGAGCAGUUUAUGGGCUGACCCUGGACAAUAACGUUGUAUUCCUCGAUCACAACCACGUCAGCUCUGAUGGGUUUCAGAAACUGCUGGAUUUUGUAUAUACUGGAAACAUCAAUAUCGAUGGAUGUAAUGCCGCUGCAAUAGAGGCUGCUGCUGGCUACCUACAGAUGGAGGAUGUGGUGAAAAUAUGUAAAGCAAAGAUGGAAUCACUUGUGAUUAAUUUGAACACUGUCCCUAAAGCACCAUCUGACAUUCAGGGGAAUACAGAGUCAAAUAGCUGCUUCACCAGCCCAGGAACAGAGAAGGAUGUUAUCCAGCAAGGACCUGGGACAAUGGUCAGCUGUGAGGAAGCACUGCUUAAUACUCCAGAUACCAGCCGUGAUUGCAAAAGAGAAGAAUUACAAUUACAGCCAGCAACCAUGGACACAAUGUCAGGAAGCAGAGGAGAAAAACCAAAGGCUGACCAGGACUCUGUGCUGCAGGUUAGGGGUGUCAGUCCCAACACCAUGCUCCAGUGCACAAGGGUUAAACGGAAAAGUGGCUGCACUGUUAGAAAGGUAGAGAGUAGAAUUUGCAGUGAGAGUGCAGCACAGAUAGACAUGGCUAGCACUGACCUCCAGCCUAACAACAACCCUCAAUCAGAGUUGUAUAACAACUAUAAAAAUCCUUCAGCUGAGUACAAGAUUGUUCAGAAGACUAAUGGGAAACCAAGGCGGAAAUGCUCUCAGCGACAUGGUGCCUUGGCAGAAAGAUGCAAAUCAAAACUAACAGCUGGAGGAAGCGGUGUCAGACUGGCGGAGCAGGGGAACAGUGAUGGGAAGCAGCUGAAGUUGAAGCCAAUCUGUAACAUAUGCGGCAAGGUGUUCUCAGAGGCCAGCAGCCUGCGCCGACACAUGAGGAUUCAUAAAGGACUAAAACCAUAUGUGUGCCAGCUCUGUGCGAAGGCUUUCACUCAGUGCAACCAGCUAAAAACACACAUCAGGACCCACACAGGUGAGAAGCCUUAUCAGUGUGACAUGUGUGAUAAAAGCUUUGCACAGAAAUGCCAGCUAGUCUUCCACAAUCGCAUGCACCACGGUGAGGAGAAGCCAUACGCUUGUGAUGUCUGCAACCUUCAAUUUGCAACUUCCAGUAACCUGAAAAUUCAUGCCAGGAAGCACAGUGGGGAGAAACCAUAUGUGUGUGACCGGUGUGGACAGCGCUUUGCUCAGGCCAGCACACUUACAUAUCAUGUCCGUCGCCACACGGGAGAGAAACCUUACAUCUGUGACACAUGUGGAAAGGCAUUCGCUGUCUCUAGCUCUCUCAUCACACAUGCACGGAAACAUACUGGUGAGAAACCGUACAGCUGUCGGACAUGUAGUAAAAGUUUCAUCUCUUCAGGAGAGCUGAAUAAACACAGCCGAUCACACACGGGUGAAAAACCUUUUGUCUGUGAAUUGUGUGGGAACUCGUACUCUGAUGUGAAGAAUUUAAAGAAACAUAACAGUAAAGCUCAUGGUGCUGUAAAAAGGACAGACGCUGAUAAUGGGGCAGAUUUUGUUGAACGUGAAUCACAGGACACCAUGGAGCUGAAACCAUCCGAUCUAUCCAUACCACUCGCUGUUGCCAUGGGAACAGACCAGCAGCAGAUGAUGUUGCCCGUGAGCGAGGGCCCAUCUUUAUCCUCUGAACAGUUGCUGCGGCCCUCUGUGUCUGCUUAUCCAGAAACCCAACUCAUCUUCCUGCAACAACUAUACUGACAGGAUCACACAGCUCGCUUGGGGUGGGGAGAGUGAAUCACACGGCUCACCAGAGGCGGGGAAAGUGGAUCAUACAGCUCGCCCGGGGUGGGGGAUGUGGAUCACACAGCUCGCCCAGGGUGGGGAGAGUGGAUCACACGGCUCACCCGAGGUGGGGAGAGUGGAUCACACGGCUCACCCGAGGCGGGGAGAGUGGAUCACACAGCUCGCCUAGGGUGGGGAGAGUGAAUCACACAGCUCACCUGAGGCGGGGAAAAUUGAUCACAGCUCGCCCGGGGUGGGGAGGGUGGAUCAAACGGCUCACCCGAGGCGGGGAAAGUGGAUCACACAGCUCACCAGAGGCGGGGAGAGUGGAUCGCACAGCUCAUCCAGGGUGGGGAGAGUGGAUCACACAGCUUGCCCAGGGCGGGGAGAGUGGAUCACACAGCUUGCCCAGGGCGGGGAGAGUGGAUCACACGGCUCACCCAGGGCAGGUAGAGUGGAUCACGCGACUCGCCCGAGGUGGGGAGAGUGGGUCACGCGGUUCGCCAGGGGCAGAGGCAGUGGAUCAAACAGCUCACCCGGGGCGGGGAGAGUGGAUCACACAGCCCACAGGGGAUGGAUCAUAUAGCUCACCCAGGGUAUGGAGAGUGGAUCACACGGUUGACGUGGGGAGUGGAUCACACGGCUCACCUGAGGCGGGGAGAGUGGAUCACACAGCUCACCCAGGGUGGGGAGAGUGAAUCACACAGCUCACCUGAGGCGGGGAAAAUGGAUCGCACAGCUCGCCCGGGGUGGGGAGAGUGGAUCACACCGCUCGCCCGGGGUGGGGAGAGUGGAUCACAUAGCUCACCCAGGGUGGGGAGAGUGGAUCACACAGCUUGCCCGGGGCGGGAGAGUGGAUCACACGGCUCACCCAGGGCAGGGAGAGUGGAUCACGCGACUCGCCCGAGGUGGGGAGAGUGGGUCACGCUGUUCGCCAGGGGCAGGGGCAGUGGAUCACACAGCUCACCCGGGGCGGGGAGAGUGGCUCACACAGCCCACAGGGGAUGGAUCACAUAGCUCGCCCAGGGUAUGGAGAGUGGAUCACACGGCUGACGUGGGGAGUGGAUCACACAGCUCGCCAAGGGUGGAGGAGUGGAUCAAACAACUCGUGUGGGGAGUGGAUCACACAGCUCGCCCAGGGUGGGGGGAGUGGAUCACACAGCUCACCCAGGGUGGAGGGAGUGGAUCACACAGCUCGCCUGGGGUGGGAUGACGGGAUCACACAGCUCACUCAGGGUGGGGGGAGUGGAUCACACAGCUCAUCCAGGGUGGGAGGAGUGGAUCACACUGCUCACCUGGGGCUGGGGGAGUGGAUCUCACACCUCAUCCGGGGUGUGCAGGGAGUGUGGAUCACACAGCCCACCCACGCCUGGGGGAGUGGAUCACACAGCUUGCCCGUGGUGGGGGGAGUGGAUCUC